This is a messenger RNA of Halichondria panicea, 794 nucleotides long. Its product is annotated as thialysine N-epsilon-acetyltransferase-like. The record is from RefSeq and is a predicted model, not a curated record. Gene Ontology annotation, molecular function: N-acetyltransferase activity. The coding region runs from base 20 to 598 and encodes 192 amino acids. NCBI's taxonomy places the organism in Eukaryota, Metazoa, Porifera, Demospongiae, Suberitida, Halichondriidae. The transcript has 6 exons.
CAUGCGAUUCAUGUGAAUUAUGGCUUCAAAUUCGAGGAGAGAUGCCCCACUAGGCUCAGGCCAUACCAUCAGACAAGCCAGUGCAGAAGACAUUCCCAGUGUCUUGUGGAUGAUUCAGCUCUUCGCUGAGCAUCGAAACGAACCCUGUGCCUUGAAGAUUGGUGAGAAAGAACUUCUACGAGAUGGGUUUGGGGAAGAGAAAUAUUUCCAUUUACUGGUGGCGGAGUUAAAUUCAGAUCCACAAGAAAGUACGUCUCCACCUGAUUUGCGAAGCUCAAAGAUGGUGAAGAAUGAGAGACUCGUUGGGUAUGCUCUCUACUUCUUCAACUACUCUACUUGGGAGGGACGAGUGUUAUUUCUAGAGGAUCUAUUCGUAAGACAGCAAUACAGAAACACUGGUUUUGGUACAGCUUUGAUGAGAGAAUGUGCCAAGGUGGCCAAGACUAAAGACUGCCAAAGAAUGGUAUGGCAGGUACUAGACAGUAACACUAAAGCCUUUGAUUUGUACGAGCGUAUCGGGGGAAAGUGUUUGCGAGAGUGGCUGACGAUCAGAAUGGACAAAAAAGAAAUGGAGAAGUUUAUCUUUAGCUCAGAAUGAUUGUGGAUUUGGUUUACAUAAAUGUUAUGUUGCCUAUAAUUAUUAAUUUUUGUUGUACCAAAGUCUAAAGGUUGAGUUGUAGGUAUAUAAACUAGACUCUAGACUGUGAUUUGAAAUUCCGCAACCACACAUUUCAAGGUUUGAUCAAUCCUUGUAACCACAAAAUUAUAUUAUUUAUUAUCCUCGAGUUAUACAA